Molecule: messenger RNA, 2505 nt
Organism: Lampris incognitus (smalleye Pacific opah)
Lineage: Eukaryota; Metazoa; Chordata; Actinopteri; Lampriformes; Lampridae
Gene: psap
Product: prosaposin
Exons: 14
Coding region: 90-1694 (534 amino acids)
Biological process (GO): sphingolipid metabolic process
Cellular component (GO): lysosome
Source: RefSeq, a predicted model, not a curated record
GCCUCUGAUCUGCAUUGCGGCGCUCAGAACCCGACGCGAGUAGACGCACGUCCCGACCGACCGACCGACCAGCGCAGAAUAGCGGAGUCAUGCUGCUUUUAGCUCUGCUUUUCGUCUCCUCAGCUGUAGCCACCCCUCUGCUGGGCACUGAGCAAUGUGCUCGUGGACCCCCCUACUGGUGUCAGAAUGUCAAGACUGCAUCCCUUUGCGGAGCCGUGACCCACUGCCAACAAAACGUGUGGAGCAAGCCCCAGAUGAAAUCAGUGCCUUGUGACCUAUGUAAGGAAGUGUUGACGGUGGUGGCACAGUUGUUGAAAGACAAUGCAACUCAGUCUGAGAUCCUGGAUUACCUGGAGAAGGCAUGUCAGCUGAUCCCCGAUCAGGGCUUGACUGCAGAGUGCAAGGAGAUGGUGGACAGCUACUAUCCCAUUGUCAUUGGAAUCAUCACUGGAGAACUGGAGGAUCCCGGCGUGGCAUGUGGAGCCAUGGGGCUGUGUCACUCUCAGCAGGCAGCCCUGGCCACACUCCAGGAGCAGUUUGAGUCCAAUGAGAUCCCACAGGUGGAUCUGUCCCAGAACGUGGCCCCCUUCCUCCUCAAUGUGCCCCAGCUCCUCUAUCCCCAGCAGAGCCCCAAACAGGAGGACCCCAAACAAGAAGCUUCAAAGCAGGACGAGGGUGACAUGUGCCAGGACUGUGUCAACUUUCUGACUGAUGCUCAGCAGCAGGCUAAGGAUAACUCCACAUUUGUCAGCUCCCUCAUUGAGCAAAUUGAAAAGCAAUGUGACCUGCUCGGGCCUGGCAUUUCUGACCUGUGCAAGCAGUAUGUCAGCCAGUAUGCUCCCAUCGUUGUUGAGCAGCUCAUGUCUAUGCAACCCAAGGAAAUUUGCGCCUACGCUGGCUUCUGUACUGCUAUGAAGAAGUCUUCCCCCAUGCUUAAACUGCAGGCUCCCAAGAUUAAGCCUGUUGCCAAAAGCGUCCCUGCUCUCAAAAUGUUCCCUGCCACCAAAGUGGAGUCUGCUCCCACCAAGACCAUUGUGCGUGCCCACAGCUCCCCCCAGUGUAGCAUCUGUGAGUUUGUAAUGAAGCAGCUGGAGAGCAUGCUGGAGGACCAGGCGACAGAGGAGGAAGUGCUUCAUGCAGUGGAGAAGGUGUGCACACUGCUUCCCGCCACUGUGAGUGCCCAGUGUCAAGACUUGAUCGAGGCCUAUGGUCAGGCCAUCAUUGAGCUGCUUGUUCAGCAGGCUGACCCAAAGACUGUCUGCACAGUGCUGGGGCUCUGCAAGGAUGCCAGCCGUUUAUACACCCUCCCAGUAAACCAGGACCGCUUUAAGGCCGGUGGGUACUGUGACGUGUGCAAGUUGGCUGUCCGCUACGUUGUCGACAUGCUGGAGGAGAAUGCUACCCAGUCAGAGAUCGAGGAUGUCGUGAGGAAAGUGUGCAACUUCCUGCCCGAGUCUGUCCGCAGCGAGUGUGACCAGCUGGUUGAACAGUACGAGCCGAUACUUGUCCAGGUGCUUCUCCAGAUGCUGGAGCCAGACUUCGUAUGCAUGAAAAUAGGAGCAUGCUCUGAAACUGUGCAAAGGCUCCUGGGAACGGAGCAGUGCAGCUGGGGACCUGCGUUCUGGUGCAAGAACAUGGAAACGGCCACUCGAUGCAACGCGGUGGCUCACUGCAAACGUCACGUGUGGGUAUAGAAGAGGACGAAGAGGAGGGAUGGAAAAGUCUGACCUGUAGGGAAUUACAACAGAAAUGACUGUAGUGCUGCUUCUCAGUUUUAAUAAAUUUGUCCUGUUUCCUUUUUAAAAUGAAAUCGACUUAACUUCAAUUUGUUAAAGUGAUUUUGAUGCAUAUUUUGGAAGGCACUGCAGGGAAAGGAACUUGGGACUGUUUUUUUUUUUUUAGGGGGAACAAUGUUAAUUAAAUAUAAAGUGCUCGAAAACUGCUUGUUUUGGUUACCGCUUCACUUAGAAAAUAAGACUAAACUGUCAUUGUAGGUCUUUGCAAAUUUGCAGAAGUUGGGCUGUACUGACAUUUUGUGUGUGUAUGUGCAAGCACAAUAUUUCAGAAAACAAAAGGUAAGAUGUGUGUAUAUAAACUGCUGUCUACCAGAUGGGUCUCUAUACCACAGAUAUGUGUGCUUCUCUUCUCCCUGUAAGAGUUCAUGGCGAAAAACUGCUUAUUGUAAAAACCAGGCCAAGAUGUGGUUUUAGCCGUCUCACCCUAGAACAAGUGAAUUUAUAUUUUGUAGACAGCUUUGACUUCUACUCGUGUGUGCGUGUGUGUGUGCGUGUGUGUGUUCUAGGAAGUUGAUAUGGAAGUAAAGAUGUGUCCCUAGCUUGUAACCCCUCUCCCGCUAUCUUGUCAUUUGCACUCUGCGACUCAGUUUGUACAUUUCUAACAUGACUCUAAGCAGCUUGUGUCCGGUCACAGUCUGCUUCAUGUACUGAAACAUUUGUCAGGUGAUCUGCAAAAUUUUUAAAAGUUGAAUUAAAAUAUCCAAAUCCA